AGACUCUCAAUCUUUAUUGGAAGAGACUCUGGUACUUCCUCUAGGGGCGGGGCUGUGAGGUCUCGGUUCCUUCUCUUCAGUGUUUAGACCGGGUGAAGCAGAUGUGAGGGAGAUUCUUCAGGACCCGGUCUGGUAUUACUUUACUUCAGAUUAGAUUGCACCUACAGUGACGCUGGAAUAUGAAGGGCCGUUUGAACUGAAUAAAUAGUGAGAUGGAUCUAGUCUCUAGAACUAGUUUCCCAGUAGAUGAACCAAAAAAAUUACAGAUAAAGACCAAACAAGAGUUUGACUUUGAAUAUGAUGAGAACCCAAUGAAAAACCAUACAGUUAUACUUACUGAUAGAGGUCCUGAGAGGGAACCUAAAGUAAAAUCUGAGGAUGAAGAGUUGGACCCUGAGGACCAUGUGACUGUGAUGAAGAGGGAAAUGGAUUCUGUUCCUGGGGCCGGUUCUAUAGAGAUCAAAACUAAAGUAAAAUCAGAAACCAAAGAGUCGGACAUUAAAGACCAUGUGACUGUAAUAAAGAGGGAAAUUGAUUCUGUUCCUGGGGCCGAUAACGGCAGCGGUUGGAACUAUAAGACCCCCACAUCUUGGCAAAGACACCACAAUGGUUUAGUUGAAGAAGCCAGUGAUCCAUUGGAAACCACCAAGAAGCCAUUGCAGGAGUGUGAGUCUGGCUCUACAUAUGACAAUUACAUAACCAGCUCUGAUAUAUCAGGUUUUAUCUGCAGUAAAUGUGGGAAAAGCUUAGAAAGGCAUAGUGACCUUCUCAUCCACCUCUGCGACACGUCUAAUAUGCGUUGUAUAGAGGACGCGGAAUGGAAGUAUUACUUAUGUUUGACAUGUGGAAAGAAAUUUGGUCGGAAAGAACAUUGCAAGAUACAUCAGUUGGUCCAUACAGGGGAGAAACCAUUCACAUGCUCAGUGUGUGGCAAAUGCUUCUCUUUUAAGAACCAUAUGAAAAGUCACGAGCGAGUUCACACGGGGGAGAAACCAUACACCUGUUCACAAUGUGGCAAAAGCUUCUCCCAAACGAGCUCCCUAAAUAGUCAUAAGAAGACUCACAUAGGGGAGAAACCUUGUACAUGUUCAGAAUGUGGGAAAAACUUCUCUCACAUCAAACACCUUCACCGACACCAGAAGACCCACACGGGGGAGAAACCAUUCACCUGUACAGAAUGUGGGAAAACAUUCUCGCGAAAAGGCGAUCUGGAGAGCCACCAGACCAUUCACACGGAAUGAUUUUUUUUUAUAUUUAAUUUUGAAAUCUGACAUGGGCUGGACAUAUUGUCAGUUUCCCAGCUGCCCCCAGUCAUGUGCUCUGAUAAACUUCAGUCACUCUUUACUGUUGUACUGCAA
Messenger RNA from Xenopus laevis (African clawed frog), 1358 nucleotides. RefSeq lists its product as uncharacterized. The transcript has 6 exons. NCBI's taxonomy places the organism in Eukaryota, Metazoa, Chordata, Amphibia, Anura, Pipidae. The record is from RefSeq and is a predicted model, not a curated record. The coding region runs from base 213 to 1241 and encodes 342 amino acids.